GCAACAGCACACGACGGAAACCGGUUGCGUUUACUUACAAUUGUCUCGCGACAAAUCUACAAAAUCCCAACACAAAAAUCGCGUUAUUUCUCAGAAUUAUUUCCGAUCUAGUGCUCUCCGAUGCUCGUUUACCCAAUACGGUGACAUUUGGCGCGUCAGUCUGCAGAACAGUCGACUUCGUCUAGUGCGAGAGAGUGGCGAUUUUUUUGUUUUUACAUUCCUCUUGAACCAUGGCCGACGCGGAUGCAAAGGAUCGUUACGAUCCUGAACUGAAAUAUUUGUGUGUGGACAGGAAUAAUUACAAUGAUCCUGCCACCCAAGCAGAAUGGACUCAAAAGAGGCUCGUGUGGGUACCCCACGAGACUCAGGGUUUUGUCGCCGCGAGCAUCAAAGGCGAAAAAGGCGACGAGGUCGAGGUGGAAAUUCAGGAAACCGGUAAAAGGGCAACGGUAGUCCGAGACGACAUCCAAAAAAUGAACCCGCCAAAGUUCGACAAGGUGGAGGAUAUGGCAGAACUGACGUGCCUCAAUGAGGCAUGUGUUCUGCACAACCUUAAGGACAGAUAUUAUUCAGGCCUGAUUUACACUUAUUCCGGACUGUUCUGCGUGGUCGUUAACCCCUACAAAAAGCUGCCCAUUUACACGGAAAAAAUCAUGGAAAGGUACAAAGGGAUCAAGAGGCACGAAGUACCGCCGCACGUGUUCGCCAUUACCGAUACUGCCUACCGGUCUAUGUUACAAGAGAGAGAAGACCAGUCCAUACUUUGUACCGGCGAAUCUGGUGCCGGAAAAACCGAGAACACCAAAAAAGUUAUUCAGUAUUUAGCCUAUGUGGCCGCUUCUAAAUCACCUAAGGGAUCAGGAGCGACCAUACAGAGCCCUACCAGAGAGUUCUCGGGCGGUCUCGAGCAGCAACUCCUGCAAGCCAAUCCGAUUCUCGAGGCGUUCGGUAACGCAAAAACCAUCAAAAACGACAACUCGUCGAGAUUCGGCAAGUUCAUUAGGAUUAACUUUGACGCUUCCGGCUACAUAGCGGGUGCCAACAUAGAAACUUACCUAUUAGAAAAGUCACGUGCCAUAAGACAAGCCAAGUUCGAGAGGACCUUCCACAUUUUUUAUCAGCUCCUGGCCGGCGCAUCUCCCGAACAAAAAAAGGAAUUCAUCCUCGAAGAGCCCGGUUCCUACAAUUUUUACCGCGACGACAAUCACUUGGUACCCGGCGUUGACGACGCCGCCGAAUUCCAAGCCACAGUCAAGAGCAUGAACAUCAUGGGUAUGACUCAGGAAGAUUUCAGUGCCAUUUUCAGGGUAGUUUCCGCGGUAAUGCUGUUCGGUAAGAUGCAAUUCAAGCAGGAUCGCAACUCCGACCAGGCGACGUUGCCCGAGAACACGGUCGCGCAGAAGAUCGCCCACCUCUUGGGUUUGUCCGUUACCGACAUGACCCGCGCCUUCUUAAAGCCCAGGAUCAAAGUCGGUCGCGAUUUUGUAACGAAAAGUCAGACGAAAGAGCAGGUCGAAUUUGCGGUGGAGGCGGUGUCCAAAGCUUGCUACGAACGCAUGUUCAAGUGGUUGGUGAACAGAAUUAACAGGUCGUUGGGUCGUACGAAACGCCAAGGCGCCAGCUUCAUCGGUAUUCUCGAUAUUGCCGGUUUCGAAAUUUUUGACUUGAACUCGUUUGAGCAGCUCUGCAUCAACUACACAAACGAAAAACUUCAACAACUGUUCAAUCACACCAUGUUCAUUCUCGAGCAGGAAGAAUAUCAAAGGGAAGGUAUCGAGUGGAAAUUUAUAGAUUUCGGUCUCGAUUUACAACCCACGAUUGAUUUAAUCGAUAAGCCCAUGGGUAUUAUGGCCCUUCUGGACGAAGAAUGUCUCUUCCCCAAAGCCACCGAUAAGACCUUUGUCGAAAAACUAAUCAAUGCACAUUCCAUGCAUGCAAAGUUUAGAAAGAGCGAUUUUAGAGGCGCCGCAGAUUUCUCUAUCAUCCAUUACGCCGGAAAAGUAGAUUAUUGCGCCACCCAGUGGCUCAUGAAGAACAUGGACCCCCAAAAUGAAAACGUCGUAUCCCUUCUGCAAGCUUCCACCGAUCCGUUCGUCGUCCACAUCUGGAAAGAUGCGGAAAACUUGGGCCGCGCGAAAGGAAUGUUCCGAACGGUUUCCUAUUUGUAUAAAGAGCAGUUGGCCAACUUGAUGGUAACACUGCGUAACACUAAUCCCAACUUCGUUCGUUGUAUUAUCCCUAAUCAUGAAAAACGCGCUGGAAAGAUCGACGCACCUUUGGUGUUGGAUCAGCUAAGGUGCAAUGGCGUCCUUGAAGGGAUCCGUAUUUGCAGACAAGGGUUUCCCAAUCGAAUUCCAUUCCAAGAAUUCAGGCAGCGGUAUGAACUUCUCACACCCAACGUAAUUAACAAAGGGUUCAUGGAUGGUAAAAAAGCUUGUGAAACGAUGAUCAAGAGCUUGGAACUAGACUCAAACUUGUAUCGCAUAGGCCAAUCUAAGAUAUUCUUUAGGGCCGGCGUUUUGGCUCAUCUAGAGGAAGAAAGGGAUUACAAAAUUACCGACCUGAUUGUCAAUUUCCAAGCCUUUUGCAGAGGAUUCCUGUCCAGACGAAACUACCAAAAACGAGUGCAACAGCUUAACGCGAUCCGCAUUAUCCAGAGAAAUUGUUCGGCGUAUCUCAAGUUGCGCAAUUGGCAGUGGUGGAGAUUGUACACGAAAGUGAAACCCCUUUUGGAGGUGACCAAACAAGAAGAGAAAUUGAUGCAAAAGGAAGAUGAACUCAAGCAAGUUAAAGACAAGCUUGAAGUACACAUAAAGGCGGUACAAGAAUUUGAGUCCAAAUACCAGAAAGCUCAAGACGAAAAGGCUGUACUUCAAGAACAGUUGCAGGCGGAAGUUGAAUUGUGCGCUGAGGCGGAAGAAAUGAGAGCCAGAUUGACUGCUAGAAAAUUGGAAUUGGAAGAAAUUUUACACGAUUUAGAAGCCAGGAUUGAGGAAGAGGAAGAACGAGUUUCCACUUUAUCCAACGAUAAGAAAAAACUACAGCUUACCAUUCAGGAUUUGGAGGAACAAUUGGAAGAGGAAGAGGCUGCCCGACAGAAACUCCAAUUAGAAAAAGUCCAAUGCGACGCGAAAAUCAAAAAGUUAGAAGAGGAUCUGGCCCUUUCAGACGACACGAAUCAGAAACUGCUCAAAGAAAAGAAACUGUUGGAAGAGAGAAGUAAUGACUUAAGUCAAGCUUUAGCCGAAGAAGAAGAAAAAGCCAAACACUUGUCAAAAUUAAAGACAAAGCACGAAUCAACCAUUGCCGAAUUAGAAGAACGUCUUUUGAAAGAUCACCAACAGAGACAGGAAUCAGAUCGAACUAAGCGUAAAGUGGAAACCGAAGUCAACGAUCUAAAAGAACAGCUUCAGGAGAAACGCACGCAAAUUGAAGAGCUGCAGUUACAGUUAGGCAAGAGGGAAGAAGAACUUGCGCAAGCUAUGGUAAAAGUGGACGAUGAGAGCGCCCAAAAAGCUCAAGCCCAGAAGGCGCUUAGAGAACUAGAAAGUCAACUAACCGAGCUACAGGAAGAUUUGGAAGCGGAAAAGGUAGCAAGAAGUAAAGCAGAGAAAAUGAAACGCGAUUUGAACGAAGAACUAGAAGCUCUGAAAAAUGAAUUAUUGGACUCGUUAGAUACAACAGCGGCUCAACAAGAGCUAAGAUCCAAGAGAGAGCAGGAGUUGGCCACUCUUAAGAAAAGUCUUGAAGAGGAGACAGCUUUGCAUGAAGCCUCACAAGCCGAUAUGCGCCAUAAGCAUUCCCAAGAGUUAGCCAGUCUUAACGAGCAGUUGGAAAAUAUUAAGAAGCAGAAAGCUGCCUUUGAAAAAGCCAAACAAACUUUAGAGGCAGAAAAUGCAGAUUUGACAACGGAAUUGAGGAGUGUGGGCGCCAGUAGGCAGGAAGGGGAAAGAAGGAGAAAACAAGCUGAGAGUCAACUCGCUGAAGUUCAGUCCAAAUUAGCUGAAGUCGAUCGAUCAAGGGUUGAGCUUCAAGAGAAAACAAUUAAACUUCAACAGGAAGUUGAAAAUGUUAUGCAACAACUUGAAGAAGCUGAAUUAAGGGCAUCAGCUGCUCAGAAGAGUCAGGCCACCAUUGAGUCUCAGUUCUCAGAGACCCAAGCAGCAUUGGAGGAAGAGACUAGACAAAAAUUGGCAUUAAGUUCAAAACUCCGACAGCUCGAGUCGGAUAAGGAAGCUCUGCAUGAACAAAUUGAGGAAGAAGAAGAAGCAAAGAAAAAUCUGGAAAAGCAAAUGGCCACUAUGGUUACCCAAUUGGCGGAAGCCAAAAAGAAAGCAGAAGAUGAAGCAGAACAGGCCGCCAUAUUGGAAGAAAGCAAAAAGAAAUUGGCCAAAGAUUUAGAAGCUCUACAAAGGCAGGUGGAUGAACUGACAGUUGCCAACGACAAACUAGAAAGAAGUAAAAAGAAGAUUGCCGCAGAGCUUGAAGAUGCCAAUAUUGAUUUGGAGACUCAGAGACAAAAGGUGUCUGAAUUAGAAAAGAAGCAGAAAAAUUUUGACAAAAUCUUAGCCGAAGAAAAAAGCAUUAGCGAAAAGCUAGCAUUGGAAAAAGAUGCCGUGGAAAAGGAAGCCAGGGAUAAGGAAACAUUGGUGCUUUCUCUUAAACGUGAACUGGAUGAUUCUAAUGUUAAAAUUGAUGAGUUAGAAAGAGUUAGAAGGCAACUUCAGGGAGAACUUGAUGAAUUAGUCAAUAACCAAGGCACGGCGGACAAAAAUGUUCACGAACUUGAAAAAGCCAAAAGAUCUCUUGAAUCCCAACUGGCAGAGCUUAAGACUCAGAAUGAGGAACUAGAGGAUGAAUUGCAACUUACUGAAGAUGCCAAACUUAGGUUGGAGGUGAACAUGCAAGCCCUGAGGGCUCAAUUUGAAAGAGACAUACAAGCUAAAGAGGAACAAGCUGAAGAGAAGCGCCGAGGCAUUGUUAAACAACUUAGGGACUUGGAGGCAGAACUAGAUGAAGAGCGAAAGCAAAGAGCUGCAGCAGUAAGUUCAAAAAAGAAACUUGAAGGGGACAUAAAGGAGUUGGAAAGUCAAAUUGAGUUACAGUAUAAGGUAAAGGAAGAUGCGUUGAAGCAACUAAAGAAAUCUCAGCAGCAAUGUAAAGAAGCGAUUAGGGACGCGGAAGAGGCUAGGGCUGCCAGAGAUGAGUUGGCUGCGAAUAGUAAAGAGGCCGAGAGAAAGGUCAAGACUUUGGAGGCAGAGGUUCUACAACUAACUGAAGAUUUAUCGAGUUCAGAGCGGGCGAGAAGGGCGGCAGAAGCUGAAAGGGAUGAACUAUUAGAAGAAAUUAAUUCUAGCAACAAUAAAGGUUCUCUACUUAUUGAUGAAAAACGCCGCUUAGAAGCAAGAAUAGCUACCCUAGAGGAAGAAAUUGAAGAGGAACAGAGUACAAACGAAAUGUUGCAAGACCGUGCCAGGAAAGCCCAGUUGAGCAUUGAGCAGCUCACCACAGAUUUAUCAAAUGAGAGGUCGGCUAAUCAGAAGAUUGAAUCAAACAGGCUAUUGCUCGAGAGGCAAAACAAAGAACUGAAGGCGAAAUUGACGGAACUGGAGACAGCUCAAAGGACCAAAACAAAGGCUACAAUUGCUGCUUUGGAGAGCAAGAUCAGUAAUCUCGAAGAGCAGUUAGAGGUUGAGGCCAAAGAAAGGUUGGCGCAGCAGAAGAUGGGUCGCAAGCUGGACAAAAAAAUAAAAGAAUUGGUCAUGCAAUUGGAAGACGAACGUCGCCACGCCGAUCAAUACAAAGAACAGGUAGAAAAGGGUAAUUCGAGGGUGAAGGCGCUCAAGAGGCAGUUAGACGAAGCUGAAGAGGAAGUGACCAGGGAGAAAGCGCAAAAGCGUAAAGCACAGAGGGAGUGCGAAGACAUGCUCGAAUCCCACGAGAGCAUGACGAGAGAAAUCAAUAAUUUAAAGAGCAAAUUGAGGCGAGGUGCGGGUUCUAUGGGUCUGUCGUCAUCCCGUUUGAGUUCAGCGAAGAGAGGUUCCAUUCAAACGAGCGGGAACGGUUCCGGAGACGAUUCCACAACUCAAGACGAGGCAAUGGAUGGCGACGACGCUCCGAAUUAGAAAUUAUCAGAAAAAAAUAUUCGCAAUCGGGUCGUUUUUCACUGAGCUAUUAAAGUCAUGUUUUUUUUUUUAUCAAAUUAACAAUCGUAUUAGGAUACAGAUGCGCUUUUGUACAUAAUGUUAGAUUGUCUAGUACUUAGCCAGUGUCUUACGGAAUAUUCAGUUAUUUAUUAAGUCUGAAUUUGCUUGUAAAAAAGUUAUUUAUUUCACAGAUUGAGCUUGAUUUGGGUUUUUUAAAAAACGACAAUUAUUUCGAAAUAACUAAUGCUUUUUUUUUGUAUUGCUGGUAUUUAACUUGCAUUGGAUUUGUAUAUGAUAUGGUAACUCUAUAUAUGCAAUUAAAACGGAACAUCGUCAACCUUAUAAAAGCUCAUUAAAGGAAAAAUACACUGAGAGUUUGGCUUACAAGAAUGUGCCUAUCUGCUCAAGAUGAUGUUGAUUUACCUAGCUCGGUGUAUUUUUAAAACUUAACUUUACCAGUACUAGGUCUAGAAUUUUGAAAAGCAUUUUAAAGUCAUUUUCAUUACCGUUAGACCAUCUUGAUCCAAACCUAAAUAAGCAAAUGCUGCUAACAAUAAUAAUAAUUAGAAUUUAAUGUUUUAAAUUAACAUUUUGAUACAUAUUUUGUAGAAUAUAUUUUUUGUAAAGACAUCUACACAGUUUAGGCUGUCACCGGUUUUGAUAUGAUGCAUGUUUUUGUACAAUAAAACGAAUAAAAUUUUUGCAUUUUGUAUAUAUUUAAACAAGAAACUAUAUAUUGUCUUAGAGUAUUGGGGUCAGGGCUGGCAUAAUUAUAUAAUUUAACGAGUUUAAUAAAUCUACUUAAGCCGAUUGCGAU
This is a messenger RNA of Cylas formicarius (sweet potato weevil), 6963 nucleotides long. RefSeq names its product myosin heavy chain, non-muscle (gene zip). Gene Ontology annotation, molecular function: actin filament binding; cytoskeletal motor activity; ATP binding. Bases 231 to 6125 code for a protein of 1964 amino acids. The record is from RefSeq and is a predicted model, not a curated record. Gene Ontology annotation, cellular component: myosin complex. Lineage: Eukaryota; Metazoa; Arthropoda; Insecta; Coleoptera; Brentidae. The transcript has 11 exons.